Molecule: messenger RNA, 888 nt
Organism: Paramuricea clavata
Lineage: Eukaryota; Metazoa; Cnidaria; Anthozoa; Malacalcyonacea; Plexauridae
Source: the annotation of a GenBank genome assembly
AUGGCAUUUGUCCACGCCCAGUCUAACAAAGAUAUAAGUUCUCUCACUAAUUCGGAAAUGGUUAAUGCUCGACGGCGCAAUGUUCAAGAAAAUAUUCGUGUCUUAGAAAGAAUAGCAUCUGUAAUCAAAUACCUUGCUAAACGAUCCUUGUCAUUCAGAGGAAACCGAAACGAGUCUUCAUACACUUUAGAUGAUAGAUCAGUUGAUCAUGGUAAUUUUUUAGAAACAAUCCUUUUGAUUUCGGAAUUUGAUGUACCUUUAAACAGCCAUGUACACAAAGUAAUUGAUAGAAGUAAGAAAAAACGACAAAAUUUGAAACGAAAAGGCAAGCAGAAUAGUCGUGGACGUGGAAAUUUAGUAACAAUGCUUUCAAAAUCCACAGUUAACAAGAUUUUGCUAGCAAUUUUAAACAUCAUGAAAUCAAAAAUUAUUCAAGAGAUUGGAGAAAAGAAGUUUUCAGCACAGAUGGAUGGUACACAAGACACCGCAAUGGUGGAACAGGAAACAAUAAUAUUGCUUUAUGUUCUUGGCCUGGAAGUCAAGGAGCGUUUGUUUUCCGUACAAAAAGUUUAUAAUGCAUCAGCAGCUGGCGUUUUUCAACUUUUGAAGACAAAUGUUCAGCAACAAGGUCUAAAGAUGGAAAACAUUAUCGGUGAAUCAUUUGACGGAGCAUCAAAUAUGCGUGGGGAGUUCGGAGGUGUACAGAAGCUGAUCAGAGACGUUUCGUCAAAUUCGGUGUACAUAUGGUGCUAUGCUCAUGUGCUAAACCUUGCCGCUACAGAUAUGGUAGAAAACAUAACCGAAGUGAAAAAUUUGAUUGGCUUGCUUCAAAGCACUGCAACGUUUUUUCAGAUUCGUGCAAACGAAUGGAUGUUUGGAGCAGGGUAA